This is a messenger RNA of Ustilaginoidea virens, 1374 nucleotides long. RefSeq lists its product as uncharacterized. The record is from RefSeq and is a predicted model, not a curated record. Gene Ontology annotation, biological process: N-acetylglucosamine catabolic process. Lineage: Eukaryota; Fungi; Ascomycota; Sordariomycetes; Hypocreales; Clavicipitaceae. Bases 1 to 1374 code for a protein of 457 amino acids. Gene Ontology annotation, molecular function: N-acetylglucosamine-6-phosphate deacetylase activity. The transcript has 3 exons.
AUGCCUAUCGCUUUGACUUCCUCGACCCAAUCACCGGGGGGGAACGGCUUGACAAAAUUUACAAACUGCCUCCUGGUAAAGGACGAUGCUUUGGUCGCCGAGGACCUGUGGGUUAGCUCGAUAACUGGCAAGAUUAUUAACAGCCAGGCUACCUUCUUCGAUGAACUAUUCCUUCCUGACGAAACUAUCGAUCUUGGGGGUCGAAUCAUUUCUCCUGGAAUGAUGGAUUGUCAGCUCAAUGGUGCAUUUGGCUUCAAUUUUUCCACCCUGCUGGACGACAUGUCCCACUAUGGCGAAAGGGUCCAUGAGGUGAACAAACUGCUCGUGCAGACUGGUGUUACAUCAUACCUGCCCACCAUCACGAGUCAACGGCCAGAGCUGUACCAAAAGGCCCUUCAAUUCCUCGGACCCUCGGGAAGUAGUCGAGAUGCGCAUGACGGCGCAGAGUCGCUUGGCGCUCAUUGCGAGGGUCCCUUCCUGAACCCAGCCAAGAACGGGGUCCACAAUGUUGACGUCAUGAUUGAGGCUCAAGUCUUUGCAGAUAUCGAAGCUUGCUAUGGGGCAGCGAACUUGCGCCCACGGUGCCGAGCUGAAAGGAUACCCAUCAAGAUGAUAACAGCUGCACCUGAGCGUGGGCAGAUGAUGCGGCUCAUCCCCGAAAUCACGUCAAGAGGAAUCAUCUACUCAGUAGGCCACUCUGAGGCUACAUAUGAGGAGGCCUCUGAAGCCGUUGGCCAAGGAGCCUCCAUGAUCACGCAUCUGUUCAACGCUAUGCGACCGCUGCAUCACCGCAAUCCCGGCAUUUUUGGUGUACUGGGAAAGGCCGAGAACUUGGCCCGACCGUUUUUCGGCAUCAUAGCUGAUGGAAUCCAUUUGCAUCCCACCACCGUGAAGAUCGCCUUCAACGCGCAUCCCGACGGCUUCAUUCUCGUCACAGACGCCAUGCACCUCGUCGGCCUGCCCGAUGGCGCCUAUCCCUGGACGAAUGGCGAGCAAACCUGCAACAUUGUCAAGCAUGGUUCCAAGCUAUUGUUAGAAAACUCUGACACCAUUGCCGGAAGCUCCACUACGUUACUCGAAUGUGUCAACAACUUUUUGGCGUGGUCGGGUGCCAGCAUUCCUCAAGCCUUGAGAGCAGUGACAGCAACUCCUGCAGCUAUGCUAGGAUUACGGGGCAUCAAGGGAUCUUUAGAAGCUGGUGCCGACGCCGAUCUGGUCAUCUUUUCUCAACAGGAGCUCGCAACUGGUUCCGGAUCCAAACAUCUCAUUCUUGACGAGGUCUGGAAAUUUGGAACCAGGUUGCUCAACACGAAUAGCGCCAAAGGGUUCGUCAUGAGAAGAAAAGACGAAAAGCGAGAACAUGACGAGCAUUAG